Messenger RNA from Eriocheir sinensis (Chinese mitten crab), 3517 nucleotides. RefSeq names its product protein RCC2 homolog. The record is from RefSeq and is a predicted model, not a curated record. NCBI's taxonomy places the organism in Eukaryota, Metazoa, Arthropoda, Malacostraca, Decapoda, Varunidae.
CCCUCCAAUCCCUCAUUACAGGUAUAUUCUGCAUUAACCCAUGGCACACAGCAGCCUCGGAGGGACAAGUCACGCUCAGGAAAUCGGACGCCUCAGACAGUCAGACUCGCCGCUUGUGAGGUGCCGGGCGGACCAACCUAACUUUUUCCCGUGGCUCCGAGGACAAUGACGCCCGAGAAGCGACCCGCCGAGGACGAGGAGGAGCAGGAGGCCAAGAAGCUGAAGGAGGACUCGACAUGUUCAGCGAGCGAGGCGGCCCAGGACGAGGAGGCCAGCCAGGACAGUGUGGGCUCGGAUUCAGCCUCCUCCUCAGACCCCGAGAAGAAGCGGCUGAGCCUGCCGGCGCACCGAGGCACCGUCGUGUACACCGGAUGCACGCAGUGGGAGUACAUCGGCCGCCGGAAUCUGAAGGGCAUCCCGGCUAUGAUGCACCACGUGCCGCGCCGCAUUGCAGCCUUCAAGGGUAUCCGGCUGGCCUACGUUGCCUCUCACUGCUCGGCGGCACACACCAUAUUCAUCACCGAGGAGGGCAAGGUGUUUUCCCUAGGACGCAAUGAGAAGGGUCAGCUGGGUAUUGGUGACACAGAAGUUCGCUCUGGGGUUGUUUCCAUGGACACAAUGUCGGAGUUCACGGUGGUGGGGGCGGCAGUGGGACGCAACCACACGCUGCUGCUGACGGACAGGGGCUCGGUGUUUGCCUGUGGUGACAACAAGUCCGGCCAGUGUGGUGUGGGCAACAACACAGCGGUGCUGCACACGCCAAGCAGGAUCAGCUUCAAGGAGGGGAAAAUUGUCAAGGUUGCUUGUGGUGCUGAGUUCAGCAUGAUUGUGGACAAGAAGGGUUACCUGUACUCGUUUGGCCUGCCGGAGUAUGGACAGCUCGGCCACAACACUGACGGCAAGUUCUUCAUCACCAGCAACAAACUGUCCUUCCAGCACGAGCGUGCUCCCCGCCGGGUGCCCAUCUUUGUGGAGCGCAGCAAGGAUGGCCACCCCACUCCCGUAACUGACGUGCAGAUCGUGGACAUCGCCUGCGGGAACAACCACACGGUUGCCGUUGAUGCCAAGAAGCGGCCAUACUCAUGGGGCUUUGGCGGGUAUGGCAGACUGGGCCACGCUGAGCCCAAGGACGAAUAUGUGCCUCGCCUCAUCAAGUACUUUGACGGACACAACCGUGGCGUGGACAGGGUGUACUGCGGCUCCACCUUCACAAUCGCCUGCAGUUCCCUCGGCGUGUUCCUGUGGGGCCAGACCAAGCGCACCGGCGAAGCUAAUAUGUACCCAAAGCCCCUUCAAGACCUGUUCGGCUGGGGCGUGCGGGCCGUCGGCUGCUCCACCACCUCCGUUGUGGUGGCAGCGGACGACAGUGUCAUAGCCUGGGGGCCGUCACCCACCUACGGGGAACUGGGCCUUGGUGAGAACUGCAGGUCAAGCACACAGCCCAAGGAGGUGAAGGCCCUGGAGGGCUGCCAUGUGGAGCAGAUCACCUGUGGCAUGGGACACACGGUCCUGCUAGUGAGGGACGAGACCGACCAGGAUAAGGAGAUACUCGGCAAGCUGAAGGAGAUCACUCUCUAAGGUGCCAGCAGGGACUCACUAAGCAGGACUGUGGUGGUGUCCACUACAGUAAGAUUGCAGAUAGUUUUGAGGUGGCAAUUUUUUAGUGUUUCAUGUUUGUAUUUAUCUUUUGAGUUUACAACUUAAAGGAUUUGUCUGUAAUGUUCAAUUGCCAUAAUUGACAAUUAUCUAUUUAUUUUCAAAAUACAGGUAAGCCAAGUACAGCAUAUACUUGUGAAAAGUCAGUCCCUGUAAACGUUUACCCCGGGCCAAAGCUUUGGGCCAAGGCUUUGAUGAGUUCAGUUGAGGAAUGAGUUUGAUCCCUAAGAAAUGUACCAUCCAUGUAAAGUCAACCUCCCAAACCUGGCUGCAAGAAAAUAGUGUGACUUUUCUGUGAGUAUAUACUUACUCCUCUUUACUUAUUUAUGAGUAUGUGACUGAAUGAUUUGCUUUUAUGCAAACGUCUUACCACCUAACCUUUGUUACUUAAGAUGCUUUAGUGCAAACCAAGAGGGUGCUGGCUGCUGCUGGCACACCAGUCAAGGGAACCUUUGACGGCUGUGUCUGCCGGCUGGGACAAGGCGAGGCUCAGGCGGGGGUGAGCUGGCGCUGUAGUUCUUGGACUCUGUACUUGUGUUGUAAAGUCUUGGCAAAGGUCAUGCUGGUGGGGUCAGUGGUGCACAGUGUCAUGAUGGGAGCGUCACCCCCGCCUCACUGUUGGUGCUGAGUGUGUUAGGGCUGGGGCGGCGAGGCUCGCUGUGCCGCCUGAUCACUGAGUGACAAAGAGUUGCAGCAAUAAGGUGGCAAAUUGUAGCCAAACAGUAACACGUGAAGCUGUUCUGUGUUGCAAUUGCUGAAGCUUGAAAGUUCUGUAGAGGUGACUGUGCCAGUGUUUCAUUGCUUUAUUUAUUAUUGGUAUUUCACUUGUCUACAUCAGAAUUCUGUAUUUAUUUAUUUAUUCAUAUAUUUAUUUAAUUACUUAUUUUAUUUUGCUGAGGAAGGAAAUUUUCAUUGACAUUUUUCAGGCAUGUUUUCCAGUGCUAACUCAAUUUUUAUACACCUCAAUGAUUUUUUUUUUUUGUGUAAUUGGUUCAAGUGCAACAAUGAUGAAUAAUAAGUGAUUCUAUUUCAGUGAAGGGGAUGAGACUGUACUCAUCUUCACAUCUGUAGUCAACAGUUGUUCAAACUUGUGUUCAUUUAAAUUUUUAGAUUAUAUUCUUGAGAAGUUUUGAAGAGUAUUUUGCUGCAUUGGGCAGCAGAUGGUUCCCUCAGGAACCAACUGGUGACUCAGCAUCAAAACACAGGGUUUCUAAGAUUUAUAAACAUUGUCCCCACCAAUCAAUGCAAACACAUUCCAGCUAAAUGUUAAAUACCUCACAUUUCUAAGCCUUCUGCAUCUUGGUAACAAAGGUAAAACACAAUUAAGGCAAAAGAUGUGCCCCCAGAUUUAUGAAAAAUUGCAUUCUGUGGUACUCUGCUUCACUCAGCAUCAAAUAUUUGCCACAACAGACUUGUACCACCAUGCCCACACACUCACACCCUCUCUCCAUAGUGCAAUGGUUAGGGUGCUCGCCUCACAACAGAGGGGUCCCAGUUUUGAUUCCUAGGUGGAAUGGAGAUGGAAUGGCAGUCCUCUGUAACCUUUGACUUCUGGCCACCCAACAAUGGACGGGUGCCAGAUGUUGGUCAGUGGUUGUGUCCUGCCUCCUGGGUGCGUGUGGCUGUGAGGUUUUAGCCGUACCCAGAGAUCUGUCACUUGUAUCUCACUCAUUCAGGGACGGUACUGGCGGGUGACCACAAGUAAAAAGUGGUCAGACCAUGGGGGUGAAUUACAAACACACACACACACACACACACACACACACACACACACACACACACACACACACACACACACACACACACACACACACACACACACACACACACACACACACACACACACACACACACACACACA